Molecule: messenger RNA, 5645 nt
Organism: Chlamydomonas reinhardtii
Lineage: Eukaryota; Viridiplantae; Chlorophyta; Chlorophyceae; Chlamydomonadales; Chlamydomonadaceae
Exons: 6
Coding region: 250-4938 (1562 amino acids)
Source: RefSeq, a predicted model, not a curated record
GACGUCGUCAUGCCUUACGUGCAGUCGCUGCGACGCGCUGUCGCAUGUAAACUUGACCGCACCAUUAACCAGCAGUUGCUUUACAUGAUUAAUCGUCGGUCUGCAAAUAUCAGUACGCAAAACCCCUGAACUUGGCAAGUAAGCUUGGUAAUUCUUAGGGCGCAUAACAACAUGGUAAGAUGAGAAAUACGCGCAGUUAUAUUGCGCUAGGGGUCUCUACUUGAGCGAGGCGUGAGACAAAGGGCGACCAUGGCGGACGCAAACACCGAAGCCGCCGAGCUGGUCAAGUUGCGAGAAGACUUUGAGCAGCUUGUCGCACAACUUCCUGCUGCGCUGCGAUUUGACGACGCGGAAUACAUCGCGUUAAUAUUCAACAGCGGUAGCGACGGGUUGGCGGCGCCGGGGCUCACCAAGGCGGGCAGCGGCACGGUUCUCAACAACGCGCCGCACGAUGCCGCCGCCGGCGGCUCCAAAACCGACUCCGACACUGCGCCGUGCCCCUCGAAACCGGACGCCUUCCCCGCAAAAUGCCUCACUGCCAAGGAGGUUUCCGCGGGAUUGGCCCUCAUGCGGCAGAUGGAUGAUGAGGUGCGCGCCACGGACGAAACAGCCACCACGGCGCCCUGCGAACUGGGUUGGCUGGGCGUCGUGACGGAGGCGCUGGCCGACGCACCGCCGGAGCUGGCAAUGGCUCGCUGCCCCGACUGCUACCGCACCGUGCUGUCCUGCCGCAUGCACGUGCACCGCAUGCACGGCUGCAGCCCAGCGGCCGGCAGCGCCGCGGGUGCCGGGGCCAAGCAGGCCGCCGGCGGGCGGGCGUCUGCGGGCGCAGGCGCUGGCGGAGGCGGCGCGCCGCCGCGCGCGCCGCGCGCGCCGAGCACGUCACGGGGAAGCGGUGGCACGGGCGGCAGUGCGGGCGCCGGAGGCGGCCGCGGCCGCGGCCGGGGUCGCGGCCGCGGCCUGGGCGGCCUGGGCACGUCGGCGCCGCGCGUGGCGACCUCCACAUCCAUGGGCCGCAUGAAGAGCUUGUCGAUGCUGUCCAAAGAGCUGCCCGGCACGCCGACGGCGUGGGGGCCCGCCAGCGCCGGACACGACGGCGCGAUGGGCGCCGCGCCGCUCCUCAGCAUCGACGGCGGCGUGGGUGGCGGCGACGGCGGGGCGGGUGUGGGAGCGCCUCGCGGCCCCACCAAGCUGAGCAAGGUCACGUUCCCGGGCAGCAGCGGCAGCGGUGGGGCGGGGGCCGGGAGCGCUGGAGGCGAGGAGGAUGUGGAAGAAGCAGUAGACGGCGCGGCGGCGGCGGCGGCGGCGGCGAGCGUUCAAGAGGCCGAGGGCGAUGGCGAUGGCGAAGGCGAGGAGGACGACGUGGUGAUCACGGGGACACGCGACGCGGGUCCAGACGCGGCGGCCGUGACGGUGGUGGACAGUAGCGAUGACGACGGCGAUGGGCGGAAGGCGGCCCCGCUGGGCGGCGGCGGUGGCAUAGCCGCCGCCAGGGCCGCUGCCAGGGCCGCAGCCGCCGCAGCCGCGGCCAAGGCCGGCUCAGCUGCCCCUGGCACGUCAGCAGCGGCAGGGCCGGGUGGCGUCGGCGGCACGGCAACAGGGUUAGGGCCGGCUGCGGCGGGGGCGGCAGCGGCUUCAGUGGGGCCUGGUGGCCCGCCCGGCCUGUCUGGUCGGGGCAUCGGCACGCGGGCCUCUGAGCGCGGCGACAACUCCAGUCUGGUGACCCGCUUCCUCCGGGGCCUGGCAUGUGCGCUCGUGUUCCCCGCCUCCGCCCGCAGGGCCCGUUCAGUGACGCCCAACAGGCGGCGGCGCGCGGUGCCGGCCAACGACCCCUUCAUCCUGCAGCUGGAGGAGGUGGCGGCAGGGCUGCGCGCCUCCAGCUCCAAGCUCGCCGCAAUGCUGCCCACCGCCGCCAAGCGCACGCUCAAACUCAAGGCGGGCAGCGGCGCUGGCGCCAGCCCCGGCGCCGGCGCACCCGGCGCUGGCGGCGCCCCAGGCGGCGCGGGGGCGGCUGCAGCUGCAGUGGGAGGCGGUGUGGGAGCUGCGGCGGCUGGCGGUGCAGGGCGGCCGGGCGCGGGUGGGGCGGGGCCGGGCGCAUCGCGGCCGCCCAGUGCUCCCGGUGCUGGUGUGGCGGCGGGGGGCGGCGGCGCCAGCAUGUCGCCUCGCUCGCCGACGUCAGUGCAGGCGCAGAUGCUGCGGCAGCGGCAGCUGCAGCACCAGCAGCACCAGCAGCAGAAGGGGCAGGCACCGCCGGGCGGCAUGCAGCCGGCGGGGCAGCCUCCGCAGCAGCCGCGUGUGGUGCGGCAGCGCACGGGGCCGCAUGGCACCGGCCCGGCAGCCGCCGCUGGCGCCGCCGUGGGGCCCCCUGGGACUGGUGCCGUGGGCGCUGCCGCUCCUAACAGUGGCUUCCCGCGGUCCUCAACGGGCGUCCCCAUGAAUGCGCGGCAACUGCAGAUGCAGCAGCAAGCGCGCGCUGCCGCCGCAGCUGCCGGAGCCGCCGGAGCACAGGGCACUGCGGCAGGCGGUGGCGGAGGUGCGGCCGCCGGGGGUGGCGGCGGCGGCGGCGGCGGCGGCGGCUUGGCGGGUCAGAAGCGGCCGGCGGUACAGGAGCUGGCGCGGCCAGCCAGCCGGCUGCGGGGGCAGGCGCUGGCAGCACAGCCUGGCGCAGCCGCAGCUGCGCAACAGCAACAACAACAACAGCAACACCAACAUCGGGGCACGGGCGCGACGGCCGCAGCAGGCGCGGCAGGCGGUCCGCGCGCACCGCAGCGACCGGGUCAGCAGCAGCAACAGCAGCCGCAUCCCCAGCCGCACCAGCAGCAGCCGCACCCGGCGGCGCAGGGGCAGUAUCCACCGGCGCGGCCCGCGGAACAGGGGCAUCCGGCGCCUGGGGCGCCGGGCGCAGCCGCAGGCUACCCGGGACAGCAGCCGCCGCGGGGCAUGAUGCCGACGCCGGGAAGCGGCAUGAUGCCCACCCCAGGUACCCAGUCGCAACCGGCGGCGCCUGCUGGAAUGAUGCCUACGCCAGGAAUGAUGCCAACGCCCGGAAUGAUGCCAACGCCGGGAAUGAUGCCAACGCCAGGCAUGGCGCCUAGUCCGGCUGCUCCGCAGCCGUACGGGCAGCAGCCGCAGCAACCGCAACAACAGCCGCACGCACCGCAGGGGCACUACACGCUCCAGCCGCAACCCGCACCGCCCCAGCCGCAGCAAGCGCCGCAGCCUGUAUAUGCGCAGCCGCAGCCCUACCCUCAGCAGCCGCGGCCGCCGCAGGCGCAGCAGCCACCCCAGCCGCACAUGGCGUCCAUGGCUCCGGGUAUGCCACACAAUAGCCCCAUGGCCCCAGGGCCACCGCAGCAGCAGGCGCAGGUGCAGAGGCGGCCCGGGCCGCAGGCGCCAGCCCCAGGAGCGGCGCCGCAGAUGUACAGCCAGCAGCAACAGCAACAACCGCAGCAGCAGGCAAUGAUGGCACAGGCGCAGGCACAGGCACAAGCACAAGCACAGGCACAGGCGCAGGCGCAGGCACAAGCACAAGCACAGACACAAGCUCAGGCACAAGCACAGGCACAAGCACAGGCACGAGCAGCACAGCAGCAACAGCCUGUGCCGCCCGUGCAACCAGGCGCCGCGCAGCCUGCGCCGGCGGCCCCUGGAGCGCCCGCAGCUGCACCGGCACGCCCAACUGCACCGCAGCUGAGCCCCGCAGCGGCCGCAGUCGCGACGGCAGUCGCCAACAGCCUCGCUCAGCAGAUGGCAGGUGGCCCCAUCCCGCUGACAGCCGUGCAGUUGCAGUCACAGGCCCAGAUUGUCAUGUCGCUGCCUCAGAACAUACAGACGGCGCAGCAGCUGCAGCAGGCGCAGGCGCAGCUGACGCAGGCGCAGGAGAUGCACAAGCAGUCCGGCGCCGCCGUGGACCAGCUGCAGCAGCUGCAGCAGGCGCAGGCGCAGCUGACGCACGCGCAGCAGCUGUUCCACCAGCAGGUCACGGCGCAGCUGCAGCAGCGCAUCGCGGCCAUUCAGCAGGCGGCGGUGGCACAGGUGCAACAAGCACAAGCACAGGCGCAGGCGCAAGCACAGGCGCAAGCGCAGGCGCAAGCUCAAGCACAAGCACACGCGCACGCGCAGCAGCAGGUGGCGGCCGCGUCACAACCGCCGACGCCCACCUUCCAACCUGGGCACCUUCUGGUCGCUGCGGCAGCUGCAGCCGCCCACGCGCAGCAGCAGGCCGCCACCAUCAGGCAGCAGGCGGGCCAGCCGCAGGCGGCACCGGCGCCCGUUACGCAUCCGCACUUUGCUGCCGCGCUGCAGCAGCUGCAAAUGCAGCAGCAGGCGGUGGCCGCGGCGGCCGCACAGCAGGUUGCAGCGCAACAAGCAGCACAGCAGCAGGCAGCGGCGCAGCAGCAGCAGGCAGCGGUGGCGCAGCAGCAGGCGGCGGCGCAGCAGCACGCAGCAGCACAGCAGCACGCAGCAGCACAGCAGCAGGCGGCGGCCCAGCAGCAACAGCAGCAGGCGGCAGCGCAACAUGCAGCGGCGCAGCAGCACGCGGCGGCGGCUGUCGCGAUGCAGCAAGCUCAAUUCCAACAGAUGAUGCAGGCCCAGGCGUAUAUGCGGCAGCAGCAGCAGCAACAGACGCAACAACAACAAGUGCCGCAGGCAGCACAGCAGCAGCCUCAGCCACACGCCCAGCCUCCGCCACAAGGUCACGUGCCGCAGUACUACCAAGUCAUGCAACCCGGUGUGCAGCCCCAGCCGCCGCAUCAGCAGCAGCCGCAACAGCCGCAGGCGCCACCCGGCUUUGUGCCCGUUGUGCAAAUGCAGCACGCGCCGCCUGGCAUGCUGCCUGCCGGCAUGAUUCCUGUGGGGGGUGGCUACCCGCAGCCGUACAUGCAGCAGCCACAACAGCAGUAUGCGCCGCCGCCGUAUCCACAGCAGACCCAGUAGAAGCACACCGUGGCUGCGGUGGCCGGAGUCGACGCAAGUUAUGGUGCGCACGGUAGUGGUGCCGGGCGAGUGGGUUACUCAGAGCAAGGCGGUCUGCACCGUCCAAAGCACACUGCGAGUGUGUCGGCGAUGCAGGUGGAGGCCGCGUUACGCUGAGGGCGGUUGCACAGCCCCUGAAGUUGUGUGUGAGGGACAUGAAACAGCAAGGAGCAGCAAGGGCAGGGUGUGUGGCCGCAGCGUGCGAACGGUUAGGCUGUGUAUGGCAGGAUUGUGGUGUUGCUGUAGUGGAGUUGCCAGGAAGAGACGAGGUAGGUACCGCGAUGUGAUACGGGUUUCAGAUUCAGAAUGUAGGUGGGUAAUACGGUACCGUACAGCGCCGCACAGCGCAGCAGAGCGUAAACUGCAGGAUCCAGACAGACCACACUGCGCAUGUGGUAGGAGGCAUGUAGGACGCAACCCAGGCGUAGGUAGAGCAUGUUAGGCCCUGCCAGUGUGUUGGCAUUACUGCUAUAAAUUCGGCAGCGCGCGCGAGCCAUGACGAGGAUACCGGUUUUUAGUGUAGGCUGCGGGCUGUGACAAGCUGUCGCAGCUACGGUGCUGUGCUGUGCGGAUGCAGUUAGCGACAACGAUGCAGGCCAGGCGGUGUAGGCAAGCCAUCCGACUGGCGGCACCACGGCAUGUAGGGCGGCUGCAAGCCUGCAACUUUG